Molecule: messenger RNA, 384 nt
Organism: Rhodofomes roseus
Lineage: Eukaryota; Fungi; Basidiomycota; Agaricomycetes; Polyporales; Fomitopsidaceae
Exons: 1
Coding region: 1-384 (127 amino acids)
Source: RefSeq, a predicted model, not a curated record
AUGGCAACGAAUGACAGAACUGUAGGCUACCGCGUGGGCCAAGUUCGCACCGUAUUCUCGCUGUCAAAGAAAGCCCACCAGAAUGUAUUCCAAGACCACCCCGACGCGCCCUCCCAUUUUGUCUACCUGGAGUGGUUCAGCCGCUUCAAACCACGUCCCGAGCCCAACCAUCUCUUCUAUCGCAUACAGCGUUCGCGUACGCAAGACGGUGAACGUUUCGCUGCAAUAGUACCUUUGGAGAGUUUGCAUCGCAGUGCUCAUCUCAUCCCAAAGUUUGGAGCUGCGCAGCCUCCGGAAUGGACGAGCAACAACGUUCUCGAGCUCUGCGAGACAUUCUACGUUAAUUCAUUCACGGACAGGCACACGUACAUUACCGUAGUUUAA